AUGUUUUGCUUCAUUUACUUUAUUCACUUCUUAAUAUUUCCAUCAUUGUCCUAUGCAAACGAGGAAGGAUUAUUAACAAGGCAGAAUUAUCAAACUGAAAGAGUUUGCCAUUUCCCGGAAAGUGAAGAACGUCCAUUCUUCAUUGAUAUACCUUCAGGACCUCCCCCACGUUCAAUUUUGUUGGACACAGUUGUAGAGCCCCCAGAUGCUAAGUUAGAAAUUGCGAAUGUUCGGUCUAACAAUUUGGCUCAGGAACAAAUACAUGACUGGCUCUCAUUAGAAAAGAGACCAAACGGUCAAUUCCUCUUAUUUAGCAAUGAUAUUAUAUCCCAAACUUCUUCAACAACCACUUCUGUUAAUUCUUCACUUAAAUUACCCGCAUAUCCUUCAUCAAUUAAUGAAUCAUUGUUGUACGUCACUGUUAGGUGUAAUGGACGUCUUUAUCCAUUGCUUACAGUCCGAUUACUUACACAUAAUUUGCAUGCUCCCGAAUGGUGGAUACAUGGGAUUAGAGUUGCUGAGGAUAGUAUAGCGGGGGAAAUAAGCAUUCCAAAGAACUCAAAAACUUUUGGCUCAUUAUUUGAUACUCAAUUAUUAGCGCUUGAUCAAGAACCCGCUGAACAUUAUCCAAUUACUUUUAGUGUGGACCCUCCAUUAAAUAAGUAUUUUUCAAUUGAAUUGGGUAAUCGUUCUUCCUUGCCAAUUAAUGAACAAGUUAACUUUCUUUCUACCUUACAUUUUCCCUAUUCUAAUCGAAUAGAGGAUUGGCAUGAACAACAAUUACCUCCACAAAUAUUACUUAAAUUAUUAGAUGAGGAUAUUAUUUUGAAUGAAAAAGAACAAUUAAUUAUUAAUAUUACAGCAACUGAUAAUGGAAUUCCAGAAGAACGUAAAAGUCGAAUAAAAUUACGUUUCCUUUUAAUAUCUGAAGAACAGGAAAAAACAAAUAAUGUAAUAGAAAAUGGGAAAUUUAGUAAAUCUGUUUAUUAUGGAAAUUUUACUAAAGAAAUGAGAUCUGGCACAGAAAUAAUUCCAUCAGAACCAAUAAAUGCCAAUUUCCCCCUUCAAAGGGUUGGUGAUAGAAUUAUUUAUGAUUUAGAUAUUUCUUCUAAUCCCUAUGCUGCACUUUUUCAAAUAGAAAGAGAUUCUGGGCGUAUAAGACUUGUAGAGCAAUUACCAGAACAGCCUCCACAAAAUAUUGAAAUGGAUAUUUUGGCCACUCUUUUACCAAAAAAUUCGAGUAAUAAUCGCCAAGUUAUUCGAACAAAAUUAAUUUUAACUGACAGAACAGAAAUUAAAUUAACUUAUUUUACUCAAUGUCAUUAUUUAGUACAUUUAGCUGAAAAUCCUAGUGCUUUUACGAGAAUAUUACAAUUUAAUUUUAAAGGAGAUGUUGAAGGGGUAGAAUUACUUAAUGGAACUGAAUUAUUUAAAGUUGACCCCUAUGGGUUAGUUAGUGUAUUGCCUGGUGUUGAUAUUGAUAGAGAACGUACUGAAAGAAUUGUAAUUAAAGCUAAAUUGAAAGUUAAUAAGUCAUCUCUACAUCCAAAAUCAUUGGAAUUAUGCCAAAUUGCUACAGCUGAGAUUUUAAUAGACGAUGUUAAUGAUCACAGCCCUAAAUUUACUCAAAAAGUAUAUCGGUUUCGAAUUGACCCAUUUCCUUACAACAAUACCGAAGUUGGCUCAUUACGAGCUGUUGAUGGGGACGCUGAAGAAUUUGGCCACCUUCGAUACCGAAUACUUGAUGAAUUUGUUCCUGAUGGACAUGGAGGGGAAGAACCCCUUCCUUUUGUUUUAUUUCAGGCUGAUGGUGCCGCUACAUUAUUUUUUGUAAUAAAACCUACGCAUUUACAACUCUUUCAACAACCUUAUAAACCACAAUCAGAAUAUACAUUUACUGUGGAGGCAUAUGAUUCUGAUGAAGAUCCAAGAACUGCUCGAGUGUCAGUUAAUGUUCGAAUUGAAGAAGAAAAAGAAGUUUUGGAAGAACAACAACAACAUCACCAUCAUUUAACAAAUAAUGAACAAUUAUUAGAUGAAGUAAGAGGGGAAAGGAAACAUCAACGUUCGGCUAUAGAUGAAGAAAUUGAAGGAGAAGAAGAGGAUAUUAGUCCAAGAGCUUGGGCUACAAGAAUUAGGACUGUUGAUAAGGAUGUUCCGCCAAUACUCAUUCGACGUCAAGGCAAAUCCUCUACUACUACUACAACUUCUAACACAAACACAUUUAAAAAUACCAAUCAAAACCUUCGUUUACGCAACGAAAUAAAAUUCUCUCAAAAUAAUUAUAUUUUUCGAAUGUUCGGGAAUUUAUUUGAGGGACAAACGAUUGGAUGGGUUUCUUCAGUUAAAAGAAAAAUGAGUGAAGAAGGUGAUUUAGAGGAUCGGGAUGGAAAUAAAGAAGAAAUAUUAGACAUUGAGAAGGAAGAGUCAUUAAUUGAAUACGCAGUUGAGGAGGGAAUAGAUGGUUUUGUUGGUGUAGAUAUGUUUAGUGGACGUUUAUUUGUUGGUCCUAAAUUAGUUGGCGGAGCAGAACGUUUUGAAGAAAUUCGUUUUUCUGUGGCAGCUAUGCAUCCACGGGAUGGGCGGAUUUGGGUUGGAUUUUUUAAAUAAAUACUAUAAUAUUAAAAAGUUCCCUUUAAUCAAAAAAUAAAAAUAUAUUGGCAAUAAUAUUUUUCUAAAAAAUACAAUUCAAUCAACAAUUUCAUUAUUUUUAAAUUAUUUUUUAUUUUAUUCUCUAGUCUUUCUUCCCUUUUUUCCUAUUUUUUGUACGUUAUUAAAUAUUAUUAGGGGUGGUCAUUGGGCGCUUGGCAACCUUUUUUCUCGUCAAGGAAAUGCUUUUCUUUGCCCACCUUUUUUGCCGC
Messenger RNA from Meloidogyne enterolobii, 2861 nucleotides. NCBI's taxonomy places the organism in Eukaryota, Metazoa, Nematoda, Chromadorea, Rhabditida, Meloidogynidae. The record is from the annotation of a GenBank genome assembly.